UCGAAGAGGAGGACCUUCAUUCACUCUUUCAUCCUCCUCCAGUACUGUACAUCUAACACAUUUCGAGUUUUCAAAUGCGUUCCAGUUAACUCUGGUGCUGAUUUGCCUUGCAGGCUGUACUGGCACCAGUGACGCGCUGCUCCAGCCCAGCCAGUGAGAGUGACGGCGCUCCGAAGCGCAUCCCAGCCGCCCACCAGAAACACUGUGCGGCGUCGUGUGGAGGUAGAGACGGGCCGUCCGUCCUCAAGAACUGAGGCGAGGGAGGUAGCGAGAGAGAGAGAGAGAGAGAGAGAGAGAGAGAGACAGACAGACAGAGAUUUGGGAAGGAGAACCGAACCCGUCUGAUCGCGCUAUUCCCCGGUGCGGAUGUACGGAGACAGACGGCGAAAGAGGAGCAUCGCCACGCUCGCGUUUUACCGCUUAUUGAAUGAAUCGAAAAAAAUGCAGGACUGCGAUGCACUACCAUGGGAUUGGUGUCCGCAAGAUGGAAUAUAUCGACAGUUUUUGAGCAUCUUGCCCAGUGGCCAAUCUGAAGAUCUGGUCCUCCUCCCUGACCAGAGAGGACAACUGCACCCUGACGUGAAGAGCAACAUGACCCAGGAGGGGGAGGCUUUGCCGUCGCCCACCCCAUCAGAGAACCCAGCUGAGCCCUCCCUAAGCACCAGCGAUCUGCCUGCAGAGGCUCUGAACCAGACAGGGCAAGACAAGCCAGGUACAGAGGUGAAGCGAGACAUAGAGGAGAGAAAAGAAGACGUGAGCAGUCAAGGAUCCGCGGGAACACAGAGGGAGGAACACUGUAAUGUUGAAGGGAGGGCAAAAAUAAAGAAAGAGGGAGGUGAGGAGGAUUUCAAAGUGAGCGCCGUGGUCCAUGAUCAACCGACAGACGGAAGGGAGGAGGGAAAGAGGGAUGCGGCAAGCGGGGAUGAAUGCAGAAAUGAUGAGGGGAGCUCAACAAGGGAGGAGGAAAGGCAUGCUGAGGAUGAGAUGAGAGAAGACAAGGAGGCGGGAAAGGGUGAAGAGAUGCAACCACAAACAGAGGAUGGAGCAACUCGGCCCCAGCAAGAUGGACGAUUGACAAAUGGCAUAACCGGGAAUCAAGAUGAUGACGAAGGUGGCGAAGGGGACUGCGAAGGAUACGAGGGAGGGCCUCAUGUACACUUAGACACUUUUAGCUCUGACUUUGAAACCACUGUGGAACAGGCUGACACAGAAGUGGAGGAGGAUGAGGAGGAGGAGGAAGAUGUGUCAAAAGAAGCGGGUGGGAGACGAAACCAGGACAGUUUCAGCUCUGCGUUUGAGCACAUUGUUGAGCAGGUGCAUGAGGAGGAAGAGGACGAACGGGAGACGGGGUUGGAAGAAGAGAAACAGAAAGGCCAGGUGGACAACAGAGAUGGUUUCAGCUCCACGUUUGAGCGCAUCGUGGAGUCUGCCUUGCUGAGAGGCGGGACCUGCUACAGCAGUUUGGACUCUCUGGAUGUGCUGUCGCUCACCGACGAGACUGACAGCUGCGUCAGCUUUGAAGCGCCACUGACACCGCUCAUCCAACAGAGGGCUCUCUUACAGGGCCCUGAGCCUCUUGAGCUGGAGCUGGCAACUGUUCAAGAGCAGGAAGGGGCUGAGGCUGGACCAGAUGCCCUGACCGAUGAACCCAGGGACGAGGACGGUACCGGGGGCGGAGCCGGGGCUGUGGCAGGAGUAGGAGGUAGCCCACUGAGGACCACCAUUCCAGGAAGCAGGUCAGAGUUUGUUCUGAGCCAGCCUGGACGCUGGGGCAUCCCGAAUGGAUACCAUACGGACUCCCAGGAAGCCAUGGGGACAUGCGGAGCCAUGCACAACUCUGCCAGCGACGCCAACAUCACAGACGUGCUGUCUGACUCAGACGAGUGUGAGUUGGGCAGUCUGGAGCAUUUGGAGCACGGUAGCACCGACACUCUGGCCAAUGGCUUCCGAGCUGACUAUGAAGCUGCCAAAAGGCUCGCCAAGCGCCUUUAUCACCUUGAGGGCUUCAAGCGUUGCGAUGUGGCCAGACACCUGGGAAAGAAUAAUGACUUUAGUCAGUUGGUGGCAUCAGAGUACCUGAGUUUCUUUGACUUCUCUGGCUUGUCACUGGAUCGGGCCUUAAGGAACUUUUUAAAAGCCUUUCCGCUGAUGGGGGAGACGCAGGAAAGAGAGCGAAUUCUAGUGCAUUUCUCCAAACGCUUCUGCCACUGCAAUCUACAAACACUCACCUCUGAAGAUGGAGCCCACACAUUAACCUGCGCUCUCAUGCUGCUUAACACAGAUCUACACGGACAUAACAUUGGAAAGAAGAUGUCUUGCCAACAGUUUAUCAGUAAUCUAGAUGGCCUCAACAAUGGCAAUGACUUUCCCAAAGACCUAUUGAAGGUCUUGUAUAACUCAAUCAAGAACGAGAAGCUUGAGUGGGCUGUUGAAGAAGAAGAGCUAAGGAAGAGCCUGUCAGAGCUGGUGGAGGAGCAGUGUGAGGGCGGCAGUAAACGUGUUGCCAGGGUAACGGACAGCAAUAACCCUUUCAUCGCCAUUCCUGUCCUCCUCAAUGCUGUAACCUACAAACACGGAGUGCUGACUCGCAAAAGCCAUGCUGACAUGGAUGGCAAACGGACCCCACGGGGUCGCCGCGGCUGGAAGAAGUUCUAUGCGGUUCUGAAGGGAAUGAUACUGUAUCUCCAAAAGGAUGAAUAUAAACCAGAUGCUGACAUUUCAGAGGUGGACCUGAAGAAUGCCGUGCGGAUCCACCACGCCUUAGCCACUCGGGCUACCGAUUACAGCAAGAAAGCCAAUGUACUCAAGCUCAAAACCUCAGACUGGAGAGUUUUUCUGCUACAAGCCCCGAGUGAGGAGGAGAUGAUGUCGUGGAUCUUCCGAAUAAACCUGGUUGCAGCACUGUUCUCUGCUCCAGCCUUCCCUGCUGCCAUUGGCUCCAUGAAAAAAUUUUGCCGGCCCAUCCUUCCGUCGUCAUCAACAAGACUCAAUCAGGAGGAGCAGCUGCUGAGUCACGAGAGCAAGUUGAAGCAGAUGAGCCUGGAGCUGGAAGAGCACCGGAAAAACCCGCCCUCAUCUGACCCCAAAAGCCGCGAAUGGGAGGAGUAUCGGCUCAAAGAGCACUACCUCACUUAUGAGAAGACUCGAUAUGAGACCUACAUCAGCCUACUUGGGGCCAAAAUCCGCACUGAGACAGACGAUCUGGAGAAGAUCGAGGCCAGCGUGUUGGCGGGUCGGAUGAUGGAGAGCGUCCUCGUUGGCCGCGAUUGCCACCUCCGUAAGACUCAGUCCUCACCGUCCAUCAACCAGUCUCACGGUGGCUUGAACGGGAAAGGAGCCGGAUGCACUGCCGCGGGUCAGACGAGCUGAAAAGGGUGGAGGACCACGGAGACCACUGCCCUAAAAAUGACCUCCCUCAAAGCCAAAAACAGUGUCAUGUAACGUGUUAUCGGGUCCCCAGGUUGUCGUUUUACCGAAAUCAAAAUCCUUCCGAAAAUGUCUCAACCCUGGUGAUAAAGUUUCCUUGAGCAAUAGAAGACCAUCCCUCGGCACUCUGACAGACCCCCCACCUCGACCUCAGUACUGUUGCACAUUGAAAAUGAUCAGAACUGUGAUCACUAUUUAUUACAUCAGUAUUAUUUUCAAGUCAAACGUGAUGCGUUUUGUCUCGAGUCGAAAUACGGAUUUACUUUUGAGCAGAGCGAAUGAGACCGGACAACGCCACAAAUGAUGUUCAAACACGUCUGGUUCCCUCUCUGUCUGGUGUCUCUGCAGGCAGCGGCUGAGAUAGAGGAAGCGGAAAUGGUACGACUGUAGCAUUUGGGCUUUUGCAUUUCAAACUCCCCUUUGGACCUACAUAUUGGGUGGAGUGUGAUUUGCAAAGGCGAAACCACAAAUCUGUUACAGAAAUUUAAAAAAAACAAACAAAAUAAAAACGCACUCAGAAGGAUCCUCCCAUGGCGAACAUAUUUAUUUAUUUAUUUAAUUAGUAAAAGAAAAUCUUUAUUGCAGUGAGUGAACGCGCUCUUUUUAAAAACCGUCUCCUUGCACACGCGUAGAGAGCGACGCCCUCGUGGAACUGCUUGCCGGAGGAGCUCGGAGUUGAGUGCCUUACUCACGGCACCUUGACACCAGCUAGUGAGCACACGGUCAACAAGGAAGAACUUGAAUCAAAAA
Hippocampus comes (tiger tail seahorse) is the source of this 4176-nucleotide messenger RNA. RefSeq names its product pleckstrin and Sec7 domain containing 2 (gene psd2). The coding region runs from base 367 to 3369 and encodes 1000 amino acids. The record is from RefSeq and is a predicted model, not a curated record. NCBI's taxonomy places the organism in Eukaryota, Metazoa, Chordata, Actinopteri, Syngnathiformes, Syngnathidae. Gene Ontology annotation, biological process: regulation of ARF protein signal transduction. Gene Ontology annotation, molecular function: protein binding; phospholipid binding; guanyl-nucleotide exchange factor activity. The transcript is spliced from 16 exons.